Messenger RNA from Fukomys damarensis (Damara mole-rat), 3145 nucleotides. It is a transcript of the gene Prkaa1, whose product is annotated as protein kinase AMP-activated catalytic subunit alpha 1. Gene Ontology annotation, molecular function: ATP binding; AMP-activated protein kinase activity. Gene Ontology annotation, cellular component: cytoplasm. Bases 194 to 1570 code for a protein of 458 amino acids. The transcript is spliced from 9 exons. The record is from RefSeq and is a predicted model, not a curated record. Gene Ontology annotation, biological process: intracellular signal transduction; protein phosphorylation. Lineage: Eukaryota; Metazoa; Chordata; Mammalia; Rodentia; Bathyergidae.
GGUGCGAACUUUUCCAGUUGGCAAACAUGAACUGACUGGGCAUAAAGUUGCUGUGAAGAUACUCAAUCGACAGAAGAUUCGAAGCCUUGAUGUGGUAGGAAAAAUUCGCAGAGAAAUUCAGAACCUCAAGCUUUUCAGGCAUCCACAUAUAAUUAAACUGUACCAGGUCAUCAGUACACCAUCUGAUAUUUUCAUGGUGAUGGAAUAUGUCUCAGGAGGAGAGCUAUUUGAUUAUAUCUGUAAAAAUGGAAGGCUGGAUGAAAAAGAAAGUCGACGUCUAUUCCAACAAAUCCUUUCUGGUGUGGAUUACUGUCACAGGCAUAUGGUGGUCCACAGAGAUUUGAAACCUGAAAAUGUCCUGCUUGAUGCACACAUGAAUGCCAAGAUAGCUGAUUUUGGUCUUUCAAACAUGAUGUCAGAUGGUGAAUUUUUAAGAACAAGUUGUGGCUCACCCAACUAUGCUGCACCAGAAGUAAUUUCAGGAAGAUUGUAUGCAGGCCCAGAGGUAGAUAUAUGGAGCAGUGGGGUUAUUCUCUAUGCUUUAUUAUGUGGAACCCUUCCAUUUGAUGAUGAUCAUGUGCCAACUCUUUUUAAGAAGAUAUGUGAUGGGAUUUUUUAUACCCCUCAGUAUUUAAAUCCUUCUGUGAUUAGCCUUCUGAAACAUAUGCUGCAGGUGGAUCCUAUGAAGAGGGCCACAAUAAAAGAUAUCAGGGAACAUGAAUGGUUCAAACAGGAUCUUCCAAAAUAUCUCUUUCCUGAGGAUCCAUCAUAUAGCUCAACCAUGAUUGAUGAUGAAGCCUUAAAAGAAGUGUGUGAAAAAUUUGAAUGUUCAGAAGAGGAGGUUCUCAGCUGCCUUUAUAACAGAAAUCACCAGGACCCUUUGGCAGUUGCCUACCACCUCAUAAUCGAUAACAGGAGAAUAAUGAAUGAAGCCAAAGAUUUCUACUUGGCAACAAGCCCACCUGAUUCUUUUCUUGAUGAUCAUCAUUUAACUCGCCCCCAUCCUGAAAGAGUACCAUUCUUGGUUGCUGAAAUGCCAAGAACACGCCAUACUCUUGAUGAAUUAAAUCCACAGAAAUCCAAGCACCAAGGUGUAAGGAAAGCAAAAUGGCAUUUGGGAAUUAGAAGUCAAAGUCGACCAAAUGACAUCAUGGCAGAAGUAUGUAGAGCAAUUAAACAACUGGAUUAUGAAUGGAAGGUUGUAAACCCAUAUUAUUUGCGUGUACGGAGGAAGAAUCCUGUGACCAGCACAUAUUCCAAAAUGAGUCUACAGUUAUAUCAAGUGGAUAGCAGAACUUACUUACUGGAUUUCCGUAGUAUUGAUGAUGAAAUUACAGAAGCCAAAUCAGGGACUGCUACUCCACAGAGAUCGGGAUCAAUUAGCAACUAUCGAUCUUGCCAAAGGAAUGACUCAGAUGCUGAGGCUCAAGGAAAAUCCUCAGAAGUUUCUCUUACCUCAUCUGUAACCUCACUUGAUUCUUCUCCUGUUGACUUAACUCCAAGGCCCGGAAGUCACACAAUAGAAUUUUUUGAAAUGUGUGCAAAUCUAAUUAAAAUUCUUGCACAGUGAACCCGAAACUUUGCUUAUUUCUUUGAUAGCAAUAAGCAUGCAUAAUAAAUAAUAGCCAAAUGCUUACAUGUGUAAUCAAAUUAUAGAUAUAUAUAAUUAUAACUAAGGAUGGCCUUUUGGAAUGCAAUUUGCACAGGAAUUGGGACACAAUAAUUAAAAGCCUAUUGUGCAGAAAUAAAUUAAGAUCUUUUUGUUGUUAUUACUCAAUAAGCAUAUAGCAUAAUAUAAUAUAAACACAAUGAAUUAGGUCUCUCAGGCUCUUUUGAUUUUUGGCUAUUUUAUAUUUAGUGUAUACAGGUCUUUGUAGAAUAUUAAUUUACCAGAAAGGCCUUCAUACAUGUUGAUGUGUUCUAUAUUUGCUUUGUAAAUUUACUCAAUCAAUGCUUGCCCAGAAUUCCCAUAGACCUUCAUAGGUGAUAGUGUCUUCUGGGCUUAUUGAGUCUUAAGUAGCUAGUAUUUUCCAGUAGUAGUAACAGUCUGGAUAACUUCUUUCAUGUCCUCUUAAAAUUCUGUCCUGUAUGGUAAGUUGUAUCAGAUAUUAGACUCAAUUUCAAUUUUUUUCUUUAGCUUGUUAAGUCCAAACACACAGAAUAUGUAUAUUCACAUACUUCCACACUAAAUUAAUCUCACAGUUUCUCUCCCUAUACUCUUUAAAGUGUUCUAUUUCAAGAGCUGCAUUGCAUAUAAUGUAUAUAAAUCAUGUUUUGCUAAUUUCACAAAUUCUCCCAGCUCAUGAUGUCAGCCAGUAUUGAAUGUAUGUAAGCAUCUCUAGUCACUUGAUGAUAAACCUUUUAAAUUGAGUGAGUGCAUAGAAGGAACACGUCUCACCAACUUUAAAUUCUUAGUGGAACUCCACUAUGAACUUUUUUAAAAAAGAAAAAUCGAAAGACUGUAGAGUAAUCCUAUCUAUGUGUAUCUAUUAGUUAGAUUUCUUUAACAUUUUGCCUUAUUUGCUUCCUGUACCCAGAGAUAUAGUUACGCAUAUACAUUUGUGUGUGUAUAUAUAUAUGUUUUUCUGAACUAUUUAGAUGUUAGACACAUUUAUCAGCCCUAACUGCUUAGAGGGUCUCCUAAAAAAUGAGUAUCCUCAGAAAACUAUCAUAAGUCCAUUAUAAAUUUAGAAACUUCCUAUUAUCUGCUACUCAUUCCAUAUUUAUAUUUCCUCAUUUAUCCUCCAAAUUGCUUUCAUAGACAGUUAUUUCAAACCAGGAUCCAAUUAAAGUUUACACAUUGGAUUUUGUUAUAUCUCUUUCAUCAGAUAUAAUAUUAAUAUUAUUUUGAUAAAAUGUAGAACAAAUCACAGUUCUUCUGAAUGGCCAAAUUUGUUUUGUUUUAAUUAUUUAAAAAAAUUAGCAUUAUGGGAUCUCUCUAAAGAUAUUUAAGAUCUCUUACAUAUUUUUUUUACUCAGUAAUAAAACCACAUAAAUGUAAAUGAAGGUUUCAAAGUCACCUCACAUGAAAUUCAUAUCAUUUGUAUUCUAAUAAAUACUAUAUUGUCCACAUUUGCCUAAUAUUAGCUUUAUUUUUAAUUUGAGACAGGGUCUCACUAUGUAGUUCAGGCUGGCCUUGAACUGA